Tuber melanosporum (Perigord truffle) is the source of this 547-nucleotide messenger RNA. RefSeq lists its product as uncharacterized. Lineage: Eukaryota; Fungi; Ascomycota; Pezizomycetes; Pezizales; Tuberaceae. The transcript is spliced from 5 exons. Bases 257 to 508 code for a protein of 83 amino acids. The record is from RefSeq and is a predicted model, not a curated record.
GGGAGGGUGACGAAUGAGUAAAACGGAUGGAUGGAUGGAUGAAGAGGGCGAUGGAAGGUGUGUGAAAGAGAACAGCAACAAAAAACCGGGGAAACUUUAAAAGCCUGGGGGGGAUGUGCCGGGGUGUGGGGGAGGCAAGGUCCAAGAGCUCUAGCUGCUACCGGUAGUGAUAACAGUACGGUAACAGGAGGAAAAUAUUACGGGAGGGAAAGUGGAAGGAAGAUAGCUUGGGGUGCGCAAAACGGCGCGUUGAAGAAUGGUCAACCGUCAACAGCACCUUGCUGCAACAGAUGCUAUUGGUUGUCACAGCGAGCCUCGCCAAGCCGCCAUCACGUCCCAAGACUCCAACCCGGUUCGGGAUAAUAUGCGCAUGGAAAGAGUGGGAAGGAAAGGCUCACAUGAGUUACCUAUCACCGAAUACCAGAUCAUACCAUGCUUGUGGGUUAGGUCAAGCCAAACCCUUGGAACCUUGUGCCCCUUGGUCCGUCCGAAACAUUACAUGCCAUAGAAACACGAAAUAUAAAUAAUAAUAUAAUUAUUUCAAAAA